Messenger RNA from Malaclemys terrapin pileata, 3102 nucleotides. Its product is annotated as immunoglobulin superfamily member 1-like. The transcript is spliced from 18 exons. The record is from RefSeq and is a predicted model, not a curated record. Gene Ontology annotation, cellular component: plasma membrane. NCBI's taxonomy places the organism in Eukaryota, Metazoa, Chordata, Testudines, Emydidae. The coding region runs from base 38 to 2938 and encodes 966 amino acids.
GUUAGUGGCAGCGCUGAGGGGCCCCCACUGCCCUGUCAUGGCGUCUGCUCUCAUCGUCCUCCUCCUUGGCUGCUGGCUGGCCAGGCGGAGCGGGGUGUCGGGAGAGGGGUCCUACCCCAAACCCUCCAUCUCCGUCAGCCCCGGUGGGGUGAUCCCCAUGGGGGGAAAUGUCACCAUCCGGUGUUGGCAUCAGCGCCUGGGCCUGAGGUUCCACCUCUACAAGGCUGGAGAUGGGAACUAUCUGACUUACACAGACCCUGCUGGCUCUGAGGCUGAAUUUCCCAUCACCAGCGCCAGACGGGAACACGGUGGCAGCUACACCUGUCGUUAUAGCAACAGAACAGUACGAGCUGCCUCCUCGGAGCCCAGCGACCCUGUGCAGAUCAUUGUAGCAGAUCCCAGCUUACCCAGACCCUCCAUCUCGCUGAGCUUCACUUCGGUCACCGCCCCAGGGGCAGACGCCACCAUCCGGUGUCAGGGGCAGCGCCGGGACGUGAGGUUCUUCCUGCACAAGGCUGGAGACCUGAACUUGCAGCGACAGAUGGACCCUGCUGGGGACGGGGCCGAGUUCCUCAUCCCCACCGUGGGCCGGCAGCACGGAGGGAGCUACAGCUGCAGCUACCGGCCCCGAUCAGAGCCCUUCGUCUCCUCGCAGCCCAGUGACCCCUUGCAGCUGGUGGUAGCAGGGGGAACCGACCCGUCCCAGCCUGGAGAGGCGCCGGCUCCCACACACCCGAGCAGCCCAGGACCAGGGGGAACCGACCCGACUCAGGCUGGAGCGGUGCCGAAUCCCACCCACCCGGGCAGCGCGGGACCAGAGCCCAGCUACCCCAAACCCAACAUCUCCCUGCGCCCCAGUGGGCGGGUCGCCCCGGGGGGAGCCGUGACCAUCCGGUGUGAGUGUCGGUGUCCGGGAGCAAGGUUCAUUCUGAGUAAAGCUGGAGACCCAGACGCACGGCAUGUGACGGACCCCGCGGGGGACAUGGCUGAGUUUCCCAUCCACAGUGUGAGCCGGAGAGACGCCGGGAACUACAGCUGCCAAUAUAGCACCACAUCGGACCCGCCCAUCUGGUCAGAGCCCAGUGACGCCGUGGAGCUCGUAGUAGCAGAGCUCCCUCCGCCCGGACCCUCCAUCUCCGUCAGCCCCAGCGGGGUGAUUGCCCCGGGGCGCACCAUCACCAUCCGCUGUCAGUGCUGGUGCGAGGCCAGGAGGUUAUUUCUGUGUAAAGGUGGAAUCCGAAUCCAGGAGGUGGAUGCUGAUGGUGAUGGGGGUGAAUUCACCAUCCCCAGCGCCAGACAGGAAGACGGAGGGAUCUACAGCUGCCGAUCUCGCUCCAGAUCGGAGCCACCCAACUGGUCAUAUCCCAGUGAUUCCGUGCGGAUUGUUGUAGCAGCAGCCCUCCCGGGGCGCCCGGAUUUCACCAAUGCCAACAUCGCUCGCCUGGUGCUGGUCGCCGCGGUCCUGCUCGUCCUGGGGCCGAUCCUGGCCAAGGCCUAUUACAGCCGCCCGAGGGAGAGCUUCCUUCUCCCCUGCCCCCCAAAUCUCCCCACCCCAGGGGGCGGUUGUGAUACCGGAGCCUCCGAAUGGCCCCUCGUGGUGGGUUCAGCCGAUGAAGGCUGCUGGCUGGCCGGGCAGAACGGGAUGUCCGGAGAGCUCCCGGCGCCCGGACCCUCCAUCUCCGUCAGCCCCAGCGGAGUGAUUGCCGUGGGGGGAGCCGUCACCAUCCGCUGUCAGUGUCGGUGCGGGGCCAGGAGGUUAUUUCUGUAUAAAGGUGGAAUCGAAAUCCAGGAGCUGGACGCUGCUGGGGACGGGGGUGAAUUCACCAUCCCCAGUGCCAGACGGGAAGACGGAGGGGUCUACAUGUGCCGAUCUCGCUCCAGAUCAGAGUCGCCCAACUGGUCGUAUUCCAGUGACAUUGUGCGGAUCGUUGUAGUAGAGCUCAGCUACCCCAAACCCUCCAUCUCCCUGCGCCCCAGAGGCAGGGUCGCCCUGGGGGGAGCUGUGACUGUCCGGUGUCAGGGUUGGCACCAGAACGUGAGGUUCCUUCUGUACAAAGAUGGAAACCCGAAUGUGCUGCAGGACGUGGAGCCGGCUGGGGACCUGGCUGAGUUUCCCAUUCGCAAUGUGAGCUGGAGAGACGCCGGGAGCUACAGCUGCUAUUAUCACGACAAAUGGUACCUGUUCAUCUGGUCGCAUCCCAGUGAUUCCGUAGAGCUGGUGGUAGCAGCGAGGGUCCUUCUGAGUAAAGCUGGAGACCCGGACGCACGGCGCGCGAUGGAUUCCGCUGGGGACGUGGUUGAGUUUCUCAUCCGCAGAGUGAGCCAGGGAGAUGCAGGGAGCUACAGCUGCCAAUACAGCACCAAGUGGGACCCGCCCGUCUGGUCGGAGCCCAGCGACCCCGUGGAGCUGGUGGUAGCAGGGGGAACCGACCCGACUCAGCCAGGAACGGCACCAGCUCCCACCGGCCCAAGCAGCACGGGACCAGGUACCAGGGCUGGGGGCACGAAAUCACCAUCAACCCCCCCAGAAACAGGUGGAUCAGAACCACGCGCAGCACCGGUUCUGACCUGCACCAUCCUCACCGGGGUGAGCGUGGCAGCUGACGGCUUCCUCCUCCUCCUCCUCCUGGCCUUCCUCUGCUACAGAAAAUCCCGAGGAAACGCCCUCAUGGGCAAACAGAAGCAGCUGGAUGGCCUGCCCCUGGAGCCCGAUCCCAGCGCCGAGGGACUCACCUACACUGAGCUGGACGGCCAGGCACUGCAGGGCAAGUGGGGCGGCCCGGCCCCUGGCCCCGAGCCCGUCCUGUACGCCAUGAUCAACGUGAACCAGGGGCUCAAUGGGCAUAGCCCCCAGGGUGCAGGGGCCCCCCCCCAUAGCGUGAACCCAGGGGGAGUUAUUGCAGUGACGGGGCAGGGAGUGUCGGCCACCAGGGGGUGACAGAGUCAUCCCCCCCCCCAGAGAACGGGCUCAACUUAUAGCCCCCCAUAGCCCUCCCUCCAGCUGCUGCUGCCCCACCCAGUCCCACGGGUGGGGGGCCAGGAGGGCUCAGCACCGGGAGGGGGAGGGGACAAGCCGAGGCGGCUGUUUGUGUUAUUUUGCAU